UUGGGCGACACAGUCCGCCUACACGAGCUUUGUGUUGAUGUUCAAAAGAGAAAAAGCACUGACAGUCCGCGACCAGAGGAGCACAAGAGGACAUCACAGCGAACAGACAACGCCAGAAAAGGAGAGAAAAGGGAGACUGAGGGAAGACGGCGUUUUGUGGGAUUUCAAGGGAGCCGAGAGCUGGACUGAAUCAUGGCCAUCACGACGGCUUGCACUGGCUUUACAGUACUGCAGCCAAUCAGUGAGAUUAUUAAUCUACCACUGGACCAGGUGAACUUUGUGGUGUGCCAGCUCUUUGCCUUAGUAACAGCCUUCUGGUUCAGACUCUAUCUGCACCCCAGCAAGACGAGUCCCUUCAUCAGACAUGUAGUCGCCACAUUGCUGGGCUUAUAUUUGGCUCUCUUCUGCUUUGGCUGGUAUGCCUUACACUUUCUGGUCCAGAGCGGUCUUGCGUAUGGCGUUAUGAUUUUCACAGGAGUGGAACACAUGCACAGAUACUGCUUUGUGGUUACCAUGGGAUACCUCACUUUCUGUCAGAUUACCAGAGUCUAUGUGUUUGACUAUGCCAUGUACUCGGCAGACUUCACUGGGCCCAUGAUGGUUAUCACACAGAAGAUUACCACUUUGGCAUUUGAGAUUCAUGAUGGUAUGACCAAAAGAGAAGAGCAUCUAAAGCCCACUCAGAAGUAUCUUGCUGUCAGAAAGAUGCCCAGUCUGCUGGAGUAUCUAAGCUAUAACUGUAAUUUCAUGGGAAUUCUGGCCGGACCGACCUGCUCCUACAAUGAUUACAUCGGCUUUAUAGAAGGCAAAUGCUAUGAGCCUAAACAUCUGGAGUCAAACGGCAAAGAGAACGGAAAACUGAAGCAAAGCGACCCUUCACCUAAGUGGGAUGUGAUCCAGAAGCUGUGCACGUGCGCUGUGUCCCUGAUGGUUUAUAUGGUGAUCUACACCGCUUACCCCACUGGUUAUGUCAUCGAUGACUCAUUCAUGGCCUCUAACCCCUUCUACAUCCAGGUCCUUUACCUCUACAUCUCCAUGCUGGCAUUGCGCCCCAAGUACUACUUUAUAUGGACGUUAGCUGAUGCCAUCAAUAAUGCAGCUGGUUUUGGGUUUAAUGGCUAUAACACAGACGGUACCCCAAAAUGGGACAGAAUAUCAAACUUAAAUGUACUGGACAUUGAGUUUGCCACCAGCUUUAAGAUGUUCCUGGAUAACUGGAACAUUCAGACAGCCCUUUGGUUAAAAAGGGUUUGUUACGAACGCUGCCCGUACAAUCCGACAGCGGCCACAUUCCUGCUCUCGGCCCUAUGGCAUGGAGUGUAUCCGGGGUAUUACCUGACUUUCAUCACGGGCAUCGUCAUGACGAAGGCAGCACGGGCGGUCAGGCACAAUGUAAGACAGCACUUCCUGAGCUCAGCCACACUCAAGCUCAUCUACGACGUGAUCACGUGGGCCUGCACGCAGAUUGCCAUUUGUUACACAGUUGUGCCAUUUGUACUGCUGACAGUGGGGCCUUCACUUAAGUUUUAUAGGUCGUGGUACUGCUGCCUUCACCUGAUCUGUUUGUUGCUGAUACUGGUGUUACCCGUCAAGUCCAGACACUCACAUGAAAAACAACACCAGCAGCAACAGAACAGCGUCCAGGCCAGCGAGCACAACUGCAUCUCAACUCCGGACAACAACUUCAACCGGAAGCAGAAAGCCACGUGAGGACAGGGAGAGCCGCUCGCCCAAGCACAAUGCUGUGAGGAACUCUGACAUCCAUACUGAGAGUCACAGAGCGGCUGUUUCUCCCUGAAAAAACAACAAAAAAGACAUAAACUCAAGCAACAACAGUGGAUGGAGAAUAGAGGUGCCAAACCCAAUGAUCACCCUCAUCCAGACUGUUGUGCUUUGUUUAAACAGAGGAUCUUUAUAGGAUGAAAAUUCAGUGUAUUUUUGGACUUUAUCAUAGGAAGCAGCGAAAUGUUGACUUAUUGGUUAAUCUGAAGUUGCCUUAAACCCUUAUGUAUUUGGGGCUAGAAGCCUCUCGUAUGGGAAUUGUGUUUUGCAGGAAUAGACCAUUGUCAGUCAUUGCUGAGAGCUUCACUAUGUUAGUGUAGGAAGUGUAGCACUGGAAUCAACCUACAUGAUACCCACAAGAUUUUUGCCAUUGGCAGUAAAUUAAAUAACCUCUUUUCCAUUCACCUAAAAUGUCAGAUAACAGAAAAUUUGUAUGUUGCCAAACUCAUACUAUAAGCCUUUAUUUCCCAUAGGUUGCCAUCUUUUUUGUCUCUUUCUUUUGUAGCUUCAUAAUCUGUUUUUUUUUGCUUGUCCACUGCUGUUGGGAAAUGAGUGUUAAUCUAAAAGAGAGUGUAUUCAUUUGAAAAACCUUUCUGUUAUAAUAAUUUCCAGUCAUUUUAUGUUGAUUUUCAUUAAGGGCUUUCGGUUAAAUUAAUGUUUGUAUUUAUGAGAUUUGUAUGGAUUGUAGGUUUCCUCAGGGCUUCGAAGUCUCGUUUUAGACCACAACAUAUGAAUAGAUGUUCCUCUAUGAUCAGAAGACCGUUUAAUAUUACUCAAUACCGCAGCUUGUUUGUUAAUAAAAAUCUGUAUCGUUAUGUUACACACGCAUAUACGAUAAGUGCAAUAGCCGUAUUACAUAGUUUCCAUUUUAGUCAACCAGUCAAAUUUCAGAAAUAAGUUUACUGUUUGUUUCAAGUUAAAGCUUACAACUGCUUAUUAUUUCCCUUUGAUUUUAGGAUUCAGUUAUGGUUAGGGUUGGUGUCUGGGGUGGGUUUAGGUUUUAUUUACAAAAAUGUUGUCUUUGUGUCAACAAUAUAUUGCCCUGAGUACAUCAACCACUUGGCAAAAUCAGGUCGAACGUAUGCAUAUGCAUUUAAUGUCAGGCACUUUCAAACUUGGGCCUAUAUAAAGCCUGCAACGGUCUUUGUUAACACAUUUAUUUUCUAAAAGGUGUCAAAAAGUUAUGGUCAUGCGAAUCAGGAUUCGGUGAAAUCAGACUUACCGAGACUUUUUUUGGAAGUAAAUGUUUAAUUUUUUUCCCACAUGUUUUAGGUAAGUUAAAGGUCGGGGAUAGCAGGGGCGAAAGUACAAUUUUUCAGAAAAAAAACUUAAUAAAAAAAUAAUGUUUUAGACAGAUAUAUUUUUGCUGUGGCCAAUAACUCACAAGUGUUGUCUAUCAAUACCAGGUGGAAUUUUUAUCAAAUGUAAAAAGACAUCAGUAUAAUUUCACUUUGAACAUAAGUAUCGCGUUACUUUUGACCCCGUCGGCUGGGAUGAAAGUAACACACAUGUGGGUCAAACGUAACACAACAGAACAAGAUACAUUUUUGUGUUACACUUGUUUUUAGUAAAUAUACAUGACUAUGAGCUUUUUAAUAUGUUACUGCAAACAUAUUUUGUCAUUUAUCUUUGCAAUAAAUAAUUAAAUUACA
This is a messenger RNA of Paramisgurnus dabryanus, 3434 nucleotides long. RefSeq names its product membrane bound O-acyltransferase domain containing 2a (gene mboat2a). Gene Ontology annotation, cellular component: membrane. Gene Ontology annotation, biological process: lipid modification. NCBI's taxonomy places the organism in Eukaryota, Metazoa, Chordata, Actinopteri, Cypriniformes, Cobitidae. Gene Ontology annotation, molecular function: acyltransferase activity. The record is from RefSeq and is a predicted model, not a curated record.